This is a messenger RNA of Protomyces lactucae-debilis, 2360 nucleotides long. RefSeq lists its product as uncharacterized. Bases 15 to 2204 code for a protein of 729 amino acids. Gene Ontology annotation, molecular function: protein binding. Lineage: Eukaryota; Fungi; Ascomycota; Taphrinomycetes; Taphrinales; Protomycetaceae. The record is from RefSeq and is a predicted model, not a curated record. The transcript has a single exon.
UGCAUGAAAACUCGAUGAUCUCGUUUUGCGCCGUCAUAAUUAGUUCAGAGCCUCAGCUGCAGCAUGCUCUGCACAUGGAUGUGCGCAUGUGUUGUUGGCACGCGCCGUUGUUGGUUUUGUGCUUGCGGUCGCGUUUCCCGUUCAAAUUUGUCGCAGCAGCAGCAAACUCAACGAGCAUUUUGCAAGGGAAGAGCCAGUCAGCAGAGGAUGCAAGGGCCGUCUAUUGUAUGAUCGAGAGGGCGCCUUCUCUGGCAUGCCUUCGCUUCCUGCGGGCGAUCGUCAGCUCGCCGCCUGCUGGAGCUGCCGCCGUGUCAAAAUCAAGAUGUCGGCGAAUGCAUGCGCAUACAGAAUCGACCGUUUCCUCGGUCUGGCCUCUAUUUCGUAAAGCUCUACAGGCAGCAUCUACGACGUCUAGCCGCAAGAUACCGACAGCGACGAAAAAAGCGGCGCCUUUGGCGAAUGACAAGCUACUUGACAUCAAACAUUGGUCAGCAGACGAAUACCUCAGUGCCCUGACAGCAGCCAAGUAUCGAAAACGCUGGGCUACCAUCGUACACUUGUACAAGCAAAGCCUUGUGCAUGAUGUACCAUUGAACGAAUGGUCAUUUGACCUCUAUUGCCGUGCAGAGGCGUAUCAGGGGAACGCAGCCCUCUUAAGACAGCUUGCGCUGGACUUGGUGGACUCGCCUGCAUCUGCGUCCACAUGGCGCAUCAAUACCAUCAUCCAUGGACUCGUCUUGUGUGGUGAUGUCGCGACAGCCAUCGAUACUGUUGGCGAGCUACUUCAACUAAACAGCGACAAGCUAGAUACCUCGACAUUCAAUGUGUUACUCAAAGGCGCUCGCCUCGGUAGUGUCGACAGUGACUUACUCAACCAAGCUGAAGAUAUGCGUGCUCAAGUCGAGGUUGGAAAGGACAUCAUUAGCUACAACACACUCAUCAGUGCAUACCUCAAGCUGGGAAAUAGAAAAAAGGCAUGUACAUACCUGGAUCGAGUGCUUUCCAAUGGGCUUGCCACAGAAAGCUCAUUUGGCCCCUUUAUUCACGAUGCCCUGCAGCAGCACGACUGGCAGGAAGCUCAAAACUGGUUACAGCGUAUGCGUGAUCUCGAAAUUCCGCGGUCCAUCAAGACCUAUCUGCCAUUUCUGGUCAGCGCAUGCAAGCAAUCCGACUGGGACAAGCUUUCUGAGACGCUGUACACGAUUUUCGAGGAAGAAAAAUUGCUCCUGAACACGGCGAUUCUCAAUGUACUACUGCACGCUAUCCUGAAGCAGCGCGACUAUGAACGUAUACCUGACUUGAUGGCUUGUUUUGACGACACGAUCUGCCCAGAUGAGAGUACUGCGGUCGCCAUCCGUGCACAUAUUCGCGAGCUUGAACAGGCAGCGCAUGAGACAGUACCUGACCGCGUCGCCGCUAGCCUCCUCAGGUCUGCAGAGUCUUGGGAGAUCCCCAUGGCGACGAGUAUGCGUGGCAGGGAUCGAUUUGCUCGACAACGGGAUGAAAUCAAAGCAUUCAUUGGCGAGGGAGACUUCAGGAGUGCCGCUGUUGCGCUGAAUUCCGUUCGACGACGUGGCGUGCGUCCUCCCCUGUCGCUUCUCUAUGCCAUCUUCCAUGGCCUUGUUCAAAAACGACGCUUCAAGUACGCACGCGAGAUUUAUGCGUACAUGACUACAUUGCCAGGCCAAACGUCAGAGAAGACUCAUACAUCCUUGUUCGCUCUACUUCAGGGUACAGGCCCUCAACUAGAGCGCGAGGUGGAGCAGUUACUCCAAGCAUGCAUCGUGUUUGAUGAUCGGCCGGGUACUCAGCUAUACACAGCGGCUGCAGUGAAGCUUUAUCGAGAUGGCCAGUUCUUUGCUGCCAUUCGCCUACUGAGAAACGCAGUGGUUGCAUCAACGGGAUUAUUGCUCGAUGUGGUCGCUUGCCUCGUGCUUGUGCAAUGCUAUUCGAAACUCAAGGAUAUCGCUGGUAUGAUAUGGUGUCUUGAACAGAUGAAGAGUAACAAGUGCAUAUUGGAUACAAAGGCACGCAGACGUGUUAGAAGGAUGAUUGAUGAGGUGGAUGAGGGUGAACAGGGCCAAGAUCGCGAGGGCGUGCAGCAGGCUCUGCAACUCCUAAGCGAAGUACCUGCUCAGGGUCGUACACUCGAGCGAGAUGUCAUGAGACUUGCUGAAGGAUUGGCAAAGCAUGAAAAAGCAUAAUUUAGCAUAAUUUAGCAUAAUAUAGAUGAUGAUGUAAGCAUCGAUCGCAUGAAAUGCGAUUGAUCUGCUGAAUCCUUCACAACACACUUGACAAUGCAGGUACUAUAGUUGAUGGCUCGCUUCUACACAUUCGCUGACCGUUGACUAGCUCUUCCG